Yamadazyma jaroonii is the source of this 492-nucleotide messenger RNA. Lineage: Eukaryota; Fungi; Ascomycota; Pichiomycetes; Serinales; Debaryomycetaceae. The record is from the annotation of a GenBank genome assembly.
AUGCUCGCCUUGGCCCUGAUGAACUUCCCAAAUUGGAAGUCAACACGGGGCCAAUUAGAGCCAAAAGAAUUCGCAUUUUUCACCAUCGAAAUUUUCAAAUCAACUAACAUGCAAUCAGUUACAUCAAUAGUUAAAGUAUCUAACUUCAUUCUUUCAAGACCAACUUUAGCUAAAGUUUUUGUUCCAGCUGCUAAAGCAUUUGCCAAAUACGCAGGUUAUAGAGAAAUGGGAUUAAAAUUCAACGAUUUAUUAUUAGAAGAAACACCAGUUAUGCAAAAAGCUAUCUCAAGAUUACCAGCCGAUUUAAGCUACUCAAGAGUGUACAGAUUGAUUACUGCCCAUCAAUUAUCAUUAUCCAAUGACUUAUUACCACCAAACAAAGCUGUCAAAGCUGAGGAAGAUGAUGAUUAUUUAAUUCCAUACAUUUUAGAAGCUGAAAAAGAAGCUUUUGAAAAAGCUGAAUUAGACAACAUCGAAGUAAAAACCAAAUAA